AUGGGUCUGUCUGUUUCUAAACCUGACAUUAAAGCCAUUUUGUUUUCACCACUAUUUAUUUCUCGAAUUGUCUCUAUCAUUUUUGCAAUUAUAAUAAUUGCCUGCAUUGAUCGUGAUGGCUACUUUGUUGGCAAGUGCGUCUUUAAUAGUAAAGGUUCCGCUUGUGGAUUUGCUUUGACUGUUGCUAGCUUUGGGUUCAUAUUCUGCCUGGUGUAUAUUGUCCUAGAUAUCCUGUUUCUUGGAAUACCGCAAUCUUACCAAAGAUUUAUUGUUAUAUUUGAUCUUGGAUUUGAUUGUUUCUGGACAUUUAUAUUUUUCGUGCUCUUUUGCUAUAUGGCUAAUCAUUGGCAGUUUUCAGAUGAAAAACCUGAAAUCUUGGAGUUGCUUAAUUUAAAUAAUGUUCGUGCUUCGAUUGCUUUCGCUUUCUUUUCGAUAUUCUCUUGGGGAGCUAUGAGUUAUACAGCAUACCGUCGAUACAAAUCUAUUCGAAGGUACAAUCAGUAUCCUGAUGACGUCACUGAUAGUAAUCACAGGCCGAGUGCAGAUGUUGGUGGCAGUGGCUAUAUUGACUACUUCAAUCAAACUCCAAUUCCUGUGCAAACCGGUUUCGAUACAUCGAUGGCAGCCGAUGAUGAAUUCAUUGCCAGUGGGCAAAAUCGGGGCGGCGAUACUGAGCUGCUUACUUCUUAA
Molecule: messenger RNA, 690 nt
Organism: Rodentolepis nana
Lineage: Eukaryota; Metazoa; Platyhelminthes; Cestoda; Cyclophyllidea; Hymenolepididae
Source: the annotation of a GenBank genome assembly